AUGGAGACUUUCCCUGGCUCCCUGGAUCCAGCUCCUCCAACGCCUCUCACCCUGACAGCCAGCGAUCGCCUUAUCGGGCUCCUGCAGCCCAAAGAGCCUCCUUCCAUGGGUGUCUCAUUGCUUUUCCAUCUCAAGCCCCUUCAUCCAGCACUCCACCUCGGCCCUCUGCCAUUACCUCCACCUUGGCUCCAACCUCCCUCAUCUCCACCAUGGCCCAUCAGUCCACCAGCUUCACCAGCCUCCAUCCUUCCUCCGGUCAAGCAUCAGCCCACCCUCACCUCAGGACUGUACUCCUCCGUUUUCACUCCGUCCCUUCGUCCCUCUGUUCACUUGGCUUCUUCUCUCCCUCCUGCUUUCCCUGUGUCGUCGGUCGUCUUGGUUACGCUGCGGCCUUCUGGAACCCUGCCUACGCCUCAGUCGGCGAAGCCGUCGGUGUCGCCAUGGUGCUACGGACCUUCGGCAUCGCCUGGACUCCAGGCCUCUUCGGCAGGCCGCUGCACCUGA
Messenger RNA from Megalobrama amblycephala (Wuchang bream), 504 nucleotides. Its product is annotated as vegetative cell wall protein gp1-like. The transcript is spliced from 2 exons. Bases 1 to 504 code for a protein of 167 amino acids. The record is from RefSeq and is a predicted model, not a curated record. Lineage: Eukaryota; Metazoa; Chordata; Actinopteri; Cypriniformes; Xenocyprididae.